AUAUCUCGGAAUUUUGAAGUAGUCUUAAUGAUGACAAAAUAAGCCACAUGGGUAGAUAGGAUAUUGCUGAAAAAUGGUGUCAAAAAGACAUUCUUAGGGUUGAACAGAUAAAAAAAAUAGUGGUGAAUGCCUGGCUGAUGUGUAUUGAGGACUUAUGAUGUUUUGAUUUUUCUUCAUCUCAGUAUCUUAAAGCCAACGAAAGCUAACAACUUCAGUACAAGUACUCUUUCACAUAGUCUAAACUACAAAGUCGCAAAUCUCGAAUUGUUACUAAGUUCGAAAUCUACGUGUCAAAAUUAAUAUAAAUUUCAAUAUAAAGAUAAUUAUUUCUUUUCUUCAACCAUAUCAUUUCCAAAAUAGCAAAAAACUGAGAAAUCAGAAAUUUAUCAUCUUAAGUUUAACCGAGAGUGCGAAUAUUGGUUAGAGUGAUGGUAAGACUACGUCAGUGGAAUGAAAGAGCAGGCACUACCAAUGUAAUCUUGAAAUUACUAGUAUCAUUGAAGUAACAUGUCUCGCUUUUUAUCUCCAAUUUCUACUUUUCCGUCAGUUUUGAUAGGUUAUUUUCGUCAAAAAUCAGAAAAUAGCAAUGAGAGGUUUUGUAUAAGUUAUAAUUAGUUCAUGAUUUGCCAUGAUAUCAGUCAAAUAAUAGUGUUUGACAAACAAAACACAGCUAAUGCUUUAUUUCACCAUGAAUUUGUUCAACGACUCAAACAACUUCUUGAAUAGAAUAAUUCUAGAAAAAUCAGAUUGGCAAUACAAUUAUUCAGAAAAUGUCGACUCAAUUCAAAAGUUGCAAUCAGACACUUACUUUGAAAAUAUAUAUAGAAAAUAAAGAAUAGAGACUAAGAACUGUGCUUUCCAUAAAAUGAUUCUUCUUUGUUAUUCUCAUUGAAAAGAGAUCAUAAGCAUAAAUCUGUUUUCCAUCAUAAUGUAUGCCCGAGUAGAAUAUCAGCGAUGUCGCACUCUUGCCAUUUAUUUAAGAAUCUUAUCAAAUUGAACUCGCAUAUAAAAAUGCAAAAAAGAGCCCAUCUAAAAGCAAAUUAACGAAAUAAUGCAUGGUUGACCGAAAAAAUUGCAAUCAAACAUUUUGAAUUCAAGAAAAUCUUUUAAAACAAAACAAUCUUCGUUGAUAAAGUUGAGAAUUUGACUAAAAACGUUUUCUCAUCUUGUAACAAAAUUCGAUUUCUGUGAAGAGAAAAUUUCUCUCUCUUAUUUUAAUAAUUUUUCUUGUCUCUAUUUUAGACUAUCCAUUACGUUCUCCAUCCAGCACCAACAUUCAUCUGAAUGCUCGAUGGCAACAAAAUGGUAUCACUGUAGCUGGAGGAAAUCGACAAGGCAAUGGAAUCAAUCAACUCUCAUACCCAUUGGGUUUGUAUGGUGAUGAUGACCAAACAAUUUACGUUGCUGAUCAAUCAAAUCACCGUAUUGUGGAAUGGAAACGAGGUGCAACAAGUGGCCAAGUGGUUGCCGGUGGAAAUGGACAAGGAAGUGGAGAUCAUCAAUUGAAUAACCCAUAUGAUGUGAUUAUCGACAAAGAGAGAGAUAGUCUCAUCAUAUGGGAUACUUCGAAUAGAAGAGUGGUUCGAUGGCCUCGUCGAAAUGGGACAAGUGGAGAAACAAUCAUCUCCAACAUCGAUUCUGCGGGUUUGACAAUGGACGAGAAUGGAUCUCUCUAUGUCAAUGACUAUGAAAAACAUGAAGUGAGACGAUAUCGAAGAGGAGAAUCUCAAGGAACAGUGGUUGCAGGUGGCAAUGGACGUGGAAAUCGUCUCGAUCAACUCUCUUGCCCACAAUACGUAUUCGUCGAUCGAGAUCAUUCAGUGUACGUAACUGAAUGGGACAAUCAUCGUGUGAUGAAAUGGAUGGAAGGUGCAAAACAAGGCAUUGUCGUGGCUGGUGGUCAAGGAGAAGGAAAUGAUCUUACACAAUUGUCAUCUCCUCUAGGAGUCGUUGUCGAUCAAUUGGGCACUGUCUAUGUGGCUGAUGAAGGGAAUAAUCGAAUCAUGCGUUGGCCUAAAGGAACCACACAAGGAAGUGUCAUUGUUGGUGGAAACUGUAGUGGAGAACAAUCGAACCAACUCCAUUGGCCCAUCGGAUUGUCAUUCGAUCGACACGGGAAUCUCUAUGUCGUCGAUAACGAAAAUCACCGAGUCCAAAAAUUCGAUAUCCGUUCAAAUAUAUAA
This is a messenger RNA of Rotaria sp. Silwood1, 2183 nucleotides long. The record is from the annotation of a GenBank genome assembly. NCBI's taxonomy places the organism in Eukaryota, Metazoa, Rotifera, Eurotatoria, Philodinida, Philodinidae.